GCUAUCUGCGGAAAACAUCUUGCAGACCGUUUUAAACGAGGCCUGGGAGCCUCAAUAAGGGAUCUCGGACGAUUAACAGGCAAAUAAACCUGUCCGGAGGAUCGAUCUAGCGAUCUAGAUGUUUUUUCGAAUCCUCCUCAAAUUUGUCCAUCGGUCGACGAUGCGAUUUCAUCGGCGCGUUUUUGACAGAUCGAGGGACGAUCGCUCAGAGACGUUCAUCCGAAUUAUCUUCGUGGCAAUUAUGUUUAGAUAAUAAAAACAACGCGAGCGAUUAUCAGCCACUCUUAAUGAACUAUAAUAAGUAUGUCGCAAAUGUGUAUAUUUAGACAUUAGUUGUCACGAUCCGAAUUACCUGCAUCCGCAUCGCGGAAGCGACAACUGACGCGUUUCUUCUGACUAAGUUUGAAAUAUUAUUCUUACGCUUUUUGUUUUUUUGAAAACCGGAAGCAAUGAUGAAACAACGCUUCUGUUGUACAGUGGGGACCGUGAUGAUAUGUUUCAUAGUAAUCGCGGAUCUUCACUCGAUCAUAGCUUCUUCUUGGUCAACUUGGACACGCUGCAUUUUCGUGUUUUCUGCUGUCGAAGCGUAGUCGUCUCUGGAUUUCUUUCGAGAACUGUCUUUAGCUUCGAGAUCCUUUCCAGUUGGAUCACUGUGUUACCGUGACAGCGAGAUACUCGCUCCGAGCAAGAACCUUCGCGAUCGUCCUCCGUGGAAAAUAUAACAUGUUCUUGUUAGUUGCUCGCGGUUGGGGGUCACCGCGAGCUAAAUAAGAGCUAGCGAGAUGAUCGGCCAUGGCCACUCGUUCCUUUCAUCGCUUUUUUAAUGAGGGAUUGCCUCUAAGCUUGUCGAACUAAACUUUAAUCCAAUAGAACCACUGACGAUCAAUUCAGUCGUCUUUCCAUACCAAAAUGGUAUCAGUAGAUCGACCGUGGCCACUCGUUCCUUUCUUCGUCCUUCUAACGAGGAAACUACGGAAUAACCAUUACGGUAACCAUUACGCGUCAUCCAAAAUGGUGGCAACUGUUGAUACCAGAAAGGCCGUAUUGUUAACGCGAUAAUUCUAAUAAUUGGAAAAUAUCGAUUGCAGUGACCUGGAAACAGAUAAAAGCAAUUUAUAGAGGGAGCACUCUGUAACAGCGCAUCGUGACUUUUUUUUAAUUUUUUUAAAUGUCUUCACCGUUUCCUAUACUACUAAUUUUUGUCACAAAUGCAUAAAAUUCGCAACCUAAUCCUGACGAUAAUUCGUUGAUCAAGGCCCAAUCUGAGUCCAAAUUUGACCGCGCUUUGCUACAUUUCUUACAUGAAGUAGAAGACUCAAUUCACUCUAUGCAAAUACCGCUGUCAUGGUUAAGCAAAUAUGAAUGAAAAAUCGUUCAAUAAUUAUUCAAGCAGCUGAUAAGAUAAGGCGCCAGUAAACCGCAACAAGUUCAUCGAGUCAGUCGGGCUCGAGGACAGACUUGAACCGGUUGCACGAGAAAUGUACCGAAGAACGAUUCCUCGUAAAGCCCGAUGGAUCGUUGAUCCUCUGAGAAGAUUGUGGAAGAUAUUCGCAGGCCUAGCCGCCCAUUCCGGGCAAAUAUCGGUAGGGCUAGGUCAAGGGUUCAGUGCGAUUCUGCUCCCACAGCUUCAGAAAUCCAACUUCGCAGACACCUCACAGCAGUCCUGGAUUGCGUCCUUAGGAGUCGUCUCGAACCCUAUAGGGUCCUUGAUGGCCGGACUGUGCGCAGAAUGGUUCGGAAGAAGAUCGGCGAUCGCUUUAGCUAGUUUGCCGCAUGCUGCAGGCUGGCUGCUUAUAGCGCUAUCAACGAACGUGCCUAUGCUGUACGUUGGCAGAUUCAUCAGCGGGAUCGGUAUGGGCAUGGCGAACGGCCUCUACCUUUAUGUCAGCGAGACAUCGGCGCCAAACCAGAGAGCUUGGCUGGGAAGCUGUGGCCCGGUGCUGGUCUCGCUAGGUGUCCUGAUAAUCUACACCCUAGGAGCGAUCACCACGUGGGAGAAAGCAGCUGCGAUCAGCAUUGGACCAGCCAUCCUUUCGUUGGCACUGACUCGCAUGAUUCCGGAAACGCCAGGGUGGCUAGUGGCUAGGGGACGAAACGACGAAGCUAAGGAGUCCUUAUUAUGGCUUCGAGGAGCCGGCUCGACUACUGAUAAAGAGUACGAAGAACUCUGCGAGACGAACUUGAAGAGAGAGGAGAAGAAGGAGAGUUUGCUGAAAGCUCUUCACAUGCCCAGCGUUUGGAAACCGUUCCUAAUCCUGCUGGUGUUCUUCGCGCUCCAGCAGAUGUCCGGGAUCUACAUAAUCCUGUUCUAUGCCGUGAACGUUCUGAAAGACAUCGAUAUUAACAUCAAUGUGGACGAGGACACCGCCAGCGUCGGGAUCGGCGUCAUCAGAUUGUUCGCCUCAAUCGCUGGCGCUGGUUUGGCCAACAGCUUCGGUAGAAAAGUGCUGGCCUUCAUCAGCGGCUUAGGAAUGGCGGUCUCUGCCGUAGGCGUCGCUCUAACCUUCAGGUUCAAGCUGCCGUCGAUCAUAUCCUUGGUGUGCGUCGGUGGUCAUGUGGGCUCCUCGAUGCUAGGAUUCCUCACGUUACCCUGGGUGAUGACCUCGGAACUGUACCCUUUAAGGUUCAGAGGACCUUUGGGAGGCAUCACGACUAGCUUGGCCCAGCUGCUGACGUUCGGCACAAUUAAACUGUAUCCAGACCUGCGGCGAGCCGGCAUUGAGGUCGUCAUGUGGACUUUCGCUGCCGCCAGCAUCCUUGGAACCAUGUUCGCGGUGCUGAUUCUUCCGGAGACCAGGGGACGAAGCUUGGAUCAGAUAGAGAGCCAAUUCUCCAACAAAUCUGAGUGGAACAGCGCCGACCAGGCCUUGCCAAUAGUGUCCACGGAGUCGAGGAAGACUCUAGAGAAGAUUGCAUCCUCGGCUGAAGAGAAACGCUCUAGCAUCGUGACCAACGCGUACGCUUAUGACAAUUUAUGCUUGGACCUGUCUCCUAACGACACUGGAAAGAGUAAGAAUGAGUCGAAGAAGGAUUCGGAUGCCAAGAGCGACGUUGUACACAUUUCAUUGCAGCAUGUUUAUAUUUGAUGAGGGAGGAGAUUGAUUUCUGUGAGUCGAAACCAAAGCUAAAGAGUCGUAGCUACGAAUGUAAGUAUUUCUCAGGCUGGGCCACGAGGAGAAUUAUUUUAAAGUGAUGAUGCGGAUCGGCCGAAUUUUUGUAUAGUUCAACUGAAUCUUGGGACACAUUUGUAUUCCUCGUGGUCCCCUUACGUCUGUGAUAUUUUGGUACCGAUAUUGGGUAAUCUGUAAGAGACCUCGAUCAUCGAUACCACGAACAUUCCUAUGCCUCUUCUAAAUGUGUUCUUCAUAAGCCAUCAGACAAAUUGUGAUGGAUCACAGGAUCCUUAAAGUACUCUGAGGACGAUUGAGUGCAGCUCGGUGCGACUUGAUGAACAGUGUGACUGUAAUCGCAUUGGUGAGCAUACGAUGCCAAGGAUAUUGGAUGCAUUCUUGUACAAAGGAUUGCACAAACUUGAAGUGACCUGUAAGACAUAUUUUUUUUUUAAACUUGCGAGCCCAUUUAUACAGUUACCUUGUGUAUAUACAGACGUAUUUAUAUUCGUAAGGACCUUUAUGUAUUAACAUGUUUCUUGUUGUUACCAUGUACGUUGGUGGUGUUUUUAAUAGCUGUACAGCAAAUUCUACGCAAUGUUGUUUGAUAUUGUACAAUAUUAAAGAUACUAUUUUUACAAAAAAUGCAGCAAAGUAUUUUGAUUUCGGUUGUUUGAUGACGCUCGGUGAUCAAGCAAUUUUCUUUUAGCAAGCAUUACUAAUCGCCACGUUCUUUAUUAAAACAUAAACAUGCUACCCCAAUUAUCAAUAAAUAUCGAUCUCAGAAUAUUUAUACUAACCAGUCCAAAGGAACUAUUGCAGAAUGACAAUUAAUUAUUAACAGAUAAACGAAUUAAUAAUUAACCAGGGAACAAGUAAAAAUUGUAUACAAAAUCUCGUUCCCGCUGAAAUAUUUGAAUUUUUUGUUUAGCAAAUUCUGCCAUUCUGCGACAGAUGGCGUUCCGAUCCACACAAUUUGUUAUUUAGUUAAAUAUUUGUUUAUCAGCAAGUUUAGCAAGAUGUUUCGCAUAGAAACGUUGCUGAAAUGAUCGCUAAACAGUUCCACGUAUGCAAAAUAUAUUUCACAUUGAAUAUAAUAGCAUAGGUAACAACAGUGUACACACUCUGACUGGACCUCUUGUACCUCCAUGUGCUCCUAAUGCAAUGGAAUAAAUCCGCGAACAACGCCGUCGCUCCAACCUCUA
Megalopta genalis is the source of this 4315-nucleotide messenger RNA. RefSeq names its product trehalose transporter 1-like protein. Gene Ontology annotation, cellular component: membrane. Lineage: Eukaryota; Metazoa; Arthropoda; Insecta; Hymenoptera; Halictidae. Gene Ontology annotation, biological process: transmembrane transport; protein phosphorylation; circadian rhythm. Gene Ontology annotation, molecular function: transmembrane transporter activity. The record is from RefSeq and is a predicted model, not a curated record.